Messenger RNA from Spizellomyces punctatus DAOM BR117, 1660 nucleotides. RefSeq lists its product as uncharacterized. The record is from RefSeq and is a predicted model, not a curated record. The coding region runs from base 22 to 1461 and encodes 479 amino acids. The transcript has 2 exons. NCBI's taxonomy places the organism in Eukaryota, Fungi, Chytridiomycota, Chytridiomycetes, Spizellomycetales, Spizellomycetaceae.
GCGCAAUUUGUAGCCAAUCCUAUGAGCAGAUUCUUGCGCUGUCUUAGUACCGCACUGCGCGGAGAUAGCUUUCCGUCUUUCCGGUAUUUGUGGACAUUAGAAGGACCACACGAAAGGCUUUUACAUACUGAGUCAUCAAUCAGAGAAGGAGAAGGAACAUCCAAAACAUCGUAUGCUUCGGCCACGGUAGACGACAUUGCCACACUCUUUGUUGCGAAACGAAAACGACUAUGGACAUCCGAAGAUGACAAUAAACUACUAGAGGGCUUAAAAUUAUGGGGUGAAGAUUGGACAAGAAUUCAACAAACAUUACCUCACCGUACGAAGCCGCAGAUUAAGCAGCGAUGGGUUCGCUCGUUGAAAACAGCGCGGAAGUACGGCAGAUGGGAUAGCGAAGAGGACACUGUCAUUCUCAACGAACUUCAAACAAAUACGCUUGACGCUUUCGCGGCUGCAUCGAAAAAACUCGAAGUACGUCACACUGGACAGAUCCAUAACCGGUAUAGAUAUCGGUGGAAGCCUGAGCUAGUGUCUGCGGUGAAUAACGAUGCAGAAGGUGCGAGGCCUGGAUCUAAGCAAGAAAAAUUAGUACAGGCCACCAAGAAAGCGAUAAAAGUGCUUUCUGAAACACCCAAUCAAAAAGGAACCUAUCGCCGUCUUACCCCUUUCACUGCAGAGGAGGAUGCCCGAUUGCGACGGGCCUAUUACGACUAUGGAAACAAAUGGCAUAUUAUAGUCCGUGACUUUCCGGGUAGAUCUGUGAAGGAGGUCUUCGCGCGUUGGUGGAGAGUUUUGUGCAUUCCGGAUGGAAUGAAGAAGAGAGCAUGGUCAAAUGAAGAAGAUGAACUCGUGUUGAAGGGCUAUGACCGCUACGUGCAAACAGGAAGGGUCUGGAUUCGUAUUUCGCAGGAUCUUCUCCCCAGGCGGACACCGGCGCAGAUUUGUGCACGAUGGAAAAAAAUAACUCCUACGCUGAGUCGAGGGAGAUGGUCUCAGGCGGAGCACGAGAAGUUUAUCAAGGGACUCGAGAAGUGGGGUGACAACUUUCCAAAAAUCAGGAGGGAGUUUCUUCCGAACCGCACUACUGAAGCCGUACGAACUCAUUAUUAUUCCUCCAUACAUCGAGUGAAGUACCCUGCAUUGUGGACCUCGGCUGACGACGCCCAAUUGCUGAACGCCAUAGAUGACCAUGGCCGGCACUGGGCCUUCAUUGCAAGGGAAUUCUUUCCCAAUCGAACAUCAAAAGAUUUACAUGAACGAUGGUUGAUCAUAGAACCACGGUUCAGGAAGGGAAAACUACCGUGGACCGCGCAAGAUGAUCAGGAAUUGAUAGAAUCUGUCGCCCAACUUGGGUUAAAAUAUACCGAGCUGGGGUUGCUGCUGCGACGGGCUCCUCACGCUAUCAGAAAACGUUGCGCGAAGUUGGCAAUUGAAAACAAGUUGACAUUGCCAACAACCUAAUCAAUACGCAUCCAGUUCAUGGGUCACAAUAACAGAGUAGUUACCACUCUUUUACUGUACCAAGACGGAUGACGAUUCAUGUAUGAUAAUAUGUACUGUCAUUGAGCAAAUAGUGCUCGUGUACUUUAAUUCAAUUUGUACCGAACUUUUUCACUUGACUGACGCAUCAAACAUGAUCGUAGUUGAAGUUGUACUAGAA